UUUGGAUGAGUCACAUGCAUUGCCAAUGCCAUAUUCCGCUAACUGAGUUGCGAGCGCUUCACAGUUGAGUGUUUGGUGUAUCAAAUCAAUGGCGGAUAAUAUGCUUUCCAUUUUCUUCCUAUUCCUUCUUUCUCUCUUCGCGUCGAUCUCCGCACAAAAGGAGUUCGUGCUCACUUUGGACCGCUCCAACUUCUCCAACACCGUCACCAAACACAACUUCAUCGUCGUCGAGUUCUACGCACCUUGGUAAUGGUGUGGCCACUGUAUGAAGCUUGCUCCAGAGUAUGAGAAAGCUGCUUCUAUCUUGAGUAGCCAUGAUCCUCCGGUUCUUUUGGCUAAAGUUGAUGCCAAUGAAGAAAAGAACAGAGAAAUUGCAAACGAAUUUCAGGUUCAGGGAUUUCCAACCAUUAAGAUUCUGAGAAAUGGGGGCAAGGUUGUUCAAGAUUACAAAGGUCCCCGUGAAGCAGACGGCAUUGUUGACUAUUUGAAGAAGCAAAGUGGUCCUGCAACAACAGAAAUUAAAUCUGCUGAUGAUGCUAAAGUUUUGAUUGGCGAAAAUAAAGUUGUUAUUGUUGGGGUUUUCCCAAAAUUUUCUGGGGAGGAGUUUGAGAACUUUAUUGCAUUGGCAGAGAAAUUGCGUUCUGAAUAUGAUUUUAGUCACACCUUGGAUGCCAAACACCUUCCACGUGGAGAAUCAUCAGUGGCUGGGCCAAUAGUUAGAUUAUUCAAGCCAUUUGAUGAACUUUUCGUUGACUUCCGGGAUUUCCAUUUCGAAGCUUUAGAGAAAUUUGUUGAAGAAUCUAGUGUCCCCGUUGUGACUGUCUUUAACAAUGACCCAAGCAAUCACCCCUUUGUUGUCAAAUUCUUUGACAAUCCACAUGUGAAGGCAAUGAUGUUCAUCAACUUCACUGCUGACACUGCUGAUUCUCUCAAAUUAAAAUACCGUGAAUCUGCCGAGCAAUAUAGACAACAUGACAUAAGCUUUCUAGUGGGAGACAUUGAGGCUAGUCAAGGUGCAUUCCAGUAUUUUGGUCUUAAGGAAAACCAAGUGCCUUUAAUCGUCAUUCAACAUAAUGAUGGGAAGAAGUUUCUGAAAACUAAUUUGGAACCUGAUCAUAUUGCAACUUGGUUGAAGGCAUACAAGGAUGGAAAUGUUGAACCAUAUAAGAAGUCUGAACCUAUUCCUGAAGUUAACAAUGAACCUGUUAAAGUGGUAGUUGCAGACAGUCUUCAUGACAUUGUUUUCAACUCAGGGACAAAUGUUUUGCUGGAGUUUUAUGCUCCUUGGUGCGGUCAUUGCAAAACGUUGGCUCCGAUAUUAGAGGAAGUUGCUGUUUCAUAUCAAAGUGACCCUGAUGUUUUUAUUGCAAAACUGGAUGCAACUGCCAAUGAUAUACCAAGGGAGACUUUUGAUGUACAAGGUUAUCCAACUAUGUACUUCAGGUCAUCAAGUGGAAAGAUAUCACAGUAUGAUGGAAAUAGGACGAAGGAAGACAUUAUAGAUUUUGUUGAAAAGAACCGAGAUAAACUGGAUCAGCAAGAACAAGUAAAAGAUGAGCUUUGAAUAAGGGAUGCAGCUGUUCCUCUCUGAGGAUAUUUAUACACACGCUAAGUUAUGUGUAGGAUCUUCAUAUCUUCGUAGGUUUAAAUUAAGGAUCUUAGUUUCUUUGCUUAUCUUUUAUCCUUUCAGUUUUGUUAUCAUUUAUACGUUUUCUGUCUGAAUUAAGUAGAUUUUUUUUCCUUGGGGUAGUGUUAGCUUGACAAUAAAAAAUUGUGGCUGUAAAUUCCUUUAAUCCUUGUUAAACCAGUAGAUCCUUUAGAUCACCAAUGAAUUUUCCAUAUCUCUUUGAUA
This is a messenger RNA of Cajanus cajan (pigeon pea), 1852 nucleotides long. Its product is annotated as protein disulfide-isomerase. The record is from RefSeq and is a predicted model, not a curated record. Gene Ontology annotation, cellular component: endoplasmic reticulum. Gene Ontology annotation, molecular function: protein disulfide isomerase activity. NCBI's taxonomy places the organism in Eukaryota, Viridiplantae, Streptophyta, Magnoliopsida, Fabales, Fabaceae. Gene Ontology annotation, biological process: protein folding; response to endoplasmic reticulum stress.